This is a messenger RNA of Neospora caninum, 642 nucleotides long. RefSeq lists its product as hypothetical. The transcript is spliced from 7 exons. The record is from RefSeq and is a predicted model, not a curated record. The coding region runs from base 1 to 642 and encodes 213 amino acids. NCBI's taxonomy places the organism in Eukaryota, Apicomplexa, Conoidasida, Eucoccidiorida, Sarcocystidae.
AUGUCGUACAAUCCGUCGUACGGCGGCCAGUUUCAAGGCCUGAACGCAGCGAGGGGUGGCCUCAAGAAGGACACCGCUAGCGGCGCCGCGAAGGGAGAUCCUCUCGCUUCGGACCUUCCCCCCACUAAAGUCAUUGUGAAAUUCAAUAGCCUGACAUUCGUUUCCAUGCCGGAGCUGAAGUCCCCAGACCGCAGAGACUUUUUCGUCGCUGCUGUGUUCGAGAAUGAUGACUUGAAUGAGGUGAUGAAACAUAAACGUGCGAGAACACGUGUGUUCCCUGGCCGGUUUGUUGGCAACGUUUGGAACGUCGACCUCAAGAACAGCCAAAUGAUUUUGCCCGUGGCGGAUCCCAGCAAGCGCCUGCGGUUUUACGUCUGCGCCAUCAGCACGACUUAUGUGGAAGCGGACGGAAAGAGAUCGAGGGAUAUUGCGCUCGUUGGAAUUGGCUAUUCCGAUUCUUUCUUCAUGGACAAGUGCAAAACGUACCAGUCGACGGUCCUGGAUCUCAAACCGGUUCAAGGCGGCGAUGAGAGCAUCAAACCCGGCAAACUCGAGCUUUCCGUCGAAUGCUGCCAAAGCAGCCACGGACCCGCCAUACCACCUGACGUCCACGACAGCGUCCUAGAGGCUUUCCAAGCGUAA